GCGCAGCCGGUGAUUUUUAUAAUGAACUUUUAAUUCCUUGAACCUUCGCUAGCGGCUACAAAAUGUGGAGAUCGACCGUCGUAUUACUGGCGGUUACUUGGUCGUUUUGGCCGCGUACAUCGUGCGACCUGCUGGACUACGACAUGAAGUGGUUUGACGUCCCCAUAUCGUUCACGGUGGAGUCCACCGUCCUGCUGAACGACGUAAGCCGGCGGGACAAAGAGGUCAGCUACAAGCUCAACAGCACGCUGCAUAUCGUGCCGCUGCCGCCGUCCCCUCCGCCCCCGGGGGACCACGACGGGGGACACCAGCUGAUCCAGUUUACUGUGCUCCAUCCUUACCUGUUGGGCCGGGGGACGCAUGUAAAUGCAGAGUACAUGCGGCUUCCCUCCCUGUGGGACUCCUACCCGAAGUCUGAGUUCUACGCAUACAACAACAAUGGCACCUUUAGUGAGAUCUACGUGGACCCUGCUGAACCUGAGGACCUCGUCAAUUUCAAGAGAUCCUUGCUAAGUCUGUUCCAGUUUAGUUACACCCCGGACGUGGGCAAUGAGACAGACUUCUCAGGUACCUGUGAGGUGCAGUACGAGGUCAUGUCGGAGCUGGUCAUCAGGAAAGUUAAGCGGCGGUGUUCGAGCGAAGAGGCGUAUGUGGGGGGUGCGGCGGCGCGGCGCCUGGCGCGGUACUCGCGGGGCGCGCGCGGCCCGCAGGAGGUGUACGCGGAGGAGGUGCACGAGCUGCACGCCGCGCUGAAGGCCCGCACCUGGCUGCGGCUGCGGCGCGCCCCAGACCCCGCCCCCCGCGUCAUCCCCCGCGCCGUGCCCGCCGCGCUCCGGCCCUUGCCGCUCGCCGUACCCUUAGCGGACGUAGACAACGACGAAUCGCCGAGUGUGGAGGUGUUGGAAAAGCUGCUGGCGGAGGCCGACGAGCUGACCGCGGGCGGGGCGGGGGUCGGGCGGGCGGUGGCGGCGGCGCUGCGCCUGCUGCCCGCCCUGCGCGCCGCCCCGCCGCCCGCCCUCACCGCGCUGCUCGACCGCGCCGCCGCCGCCGGGAGACUGGCGGAGGUUUGCGGCAUGCUGGGCGCGGCGGGGUCGGCGGCGGCGGGGGAGGCGGUGCGCGCGCGUCUGCACGGCCCUGGCGCCGCCCGCCGCGCGCUGCGCUACUACGAGGGGCUCGCGCUCGCCGGACGACCCGAAGAGGGCGCGGUGCUGGCGGCGCUGCGGGCGGGCGAGGAGGCGGGGGGCGAGGCGGGGGCGGCUGUGUCGGCGAGCGCGCUGCUGGCGGCGGGCGCGGGGGGCGCGCGGCUGCCGCCCGCCGCCGCGGCCGCGGUGCGCGCGCGCCUGCUGCGGGCCCUGGACCUCUGCCAGGAGGAGGAGUGCACCGCGUCGCGUCUCCGCGCGCUCGGCAACAUGCGGCACGCGGACGACACGGAGCUGCUGCUGCGGCACGCGGGCGGCUCCGGCGCGGCGGCGCGCGCGGCGCUCGGCGCGCUGACGGUCGGUCCGCCGCCCGCCCUCUACAACGCCACGCGCCUGCGCCGCCUAGAACGCGCGGUGCUGGGCCCGGGCGCGCUGGCGGAGCGCGCUGCCGCGCUGGAACUGCUGCUGACGCGGGGGGCGCGCGCGCCGGCCUCGCUGCUGUCCCUGCUGCUCGCGCUGCCCGCGCACGCGCCGCCCGAGCUGCGGCAGCUGGCGUGGGGGCGGCUGGCGACGCUGGCGCGGCGCGACGCGGGCCUGCGCGCGCUGCUGGUGGCGCUGCCGGCGCGGGACGGCGGCUGGGCGGCGCGCGCGCUGUCGGGCCGCUCGGCGGCGGUGGAGCGCGAGGCGAGCGUCGUCGGCGGCUGGCGUGUGGGGUUGCGGGCGUCGCUGCUGGAGCGGGUCGGGGCGCUGCGUCGCGCCGAGCUGACGGUGACGGCGGCGGCGCGCGACGACUCCGCGAGUGAUAUCGUGACGUUGGAGCUGCUCGAGGCAGACGUGGAGGCGGCGGGCGGGGGAGAGGCGGAGUUGGAGCUGGUGGCGACCGUGGACGGCGUGGUGCUGCGGCCGCGGAGGCUGCGUGCCAACACCACCGCGCUGAGCUGGCUGCGCCUCGCGGCCGACGAGCGCGGCGCGCGCCCGCUGCUGGGCGGCAGCCUGCUGCAGCUGCAGCGCCGCACCGCGAGGGCCGGAGCUCUCCGGGUGGGCCCCGGGGGGCGGCUGGCGGUGCGCGCCGCGGCGGCUCAGCGAGUCGAGGCGCGGGUCGCGGGCGGCUGGGGCGAGCUGAGCGCUAGCGCCCUGUCGUGGGCGGCGCCGCGGGCGCGGCUGCGGCUGGCGGCGGGCGGCUGCGCGCGUGCCGAUGUGGUGCCGUUGGAGGUGGUAGGGGAGGUGCGGUUGACUUCGGCGCUGGGCGCGGAGCAGCGGCGCGUGCGGCGGGUGCGCGGCACGCGGCUGCCGACGCCGGGCCGCACGCUGCCGCUCGCCGACCCGCUGCGCGCCUCCUGUUCUUGA
This is a messenger RNA of Aricia agestis (brown argus), 2486 nucleotides long. RefSeq lists its product as uncharacterized. Gene Ontology annotation, cellular component: Golgi apparatus; basolateral plasma membrane; endoplasmic reticulum. Gene Ontology annotation, biological process: lipid transport; lipoprotein metabolic process. The coding region runs from base 63 to 2486 and encodes 807 amino acids. The record is from RefSeq and is a predicted model, not a curated record. The transcript has 9 exons. NCBI's taxonomy places the organism in Eukaryota, Metazoa, Arthropoda, Insecta, Lepidoptera, Lycaenidae.